Drosophila navojoa is the source of this 2296-nucleotide messenger RNA. RefSeq names its product transcription factor daughterless (gene da). Gene Ontology annotation, molecular function: protein dimerization activity; DNA-binding transcription factor activity, RNA polymerase II-specific; RNA polymerase II cis-regulatory region sequence-specific DNA binding. Lineage: Eukaryota; Metazoa; Arthropoda; Insecta; Diptera; Drosophilidae. The record is from RefSeq and is a predicted model, not a curated record. Gene Ontology annotation, biological process: regulation of transcription by RNA polymerase II. Gene Ontology annotation, cellular component: transcription regulator complex; chromatin.
AUCGUUUGCGGUUUCCAUAAAUUUGAGAGAAAAUGGCGACCAGCGAUGAUGAACCGAUGCACUUGUAUGAGGUGUUUCAAAAUUGUUUCAACAAAAUAGCAAAUAAGCAACCCCCAGGAGCAGUGGUAUCUGAACGGGGUGGGGGCUAUCACUCACCAUAUGGAGGCCUUGCUGUUGAAAACGGAAUAUAUCCUAGUGAUUUUAAUUCUGUUCACGAUGCCAACGGAAGCAAUAAUAGAUUUGCAAACACAACGACGGUUGAUCAGUAUUUUGAUUCCGGGGCAACUAGUAGCGCUGGAUGGUACCAAUCACAAAUGCAUAAUAGUACUAAUUAUAUGAGUCAAGCGACUUAUCAGAGCAACGCACCUAUAUCUUCACAUUCAAUGGAACAUCAACAAGUUCAUAAUGCUGAGGGUUUAACAAAUAGUGCGAGCAUUGGCAUGCAUAUAGGAGGUGAAAGUGGUCAGAUUGGUAUACACAGUCCGGCAUCGACAUCUCUUCCUCCAAUGAGCUCGUUUCGCGGUGGCUCGGGUUCUUUACCAAAUAUAGGACAGCCGACAGUUCUCUCGCCAGCAGUGUACAAUUCGCCACAACACAAUCAAACAGCAGUGCAACAUACAUCCCUGUCUUCGGCUGGGCAAAUAACCCACCAUUCCCUAAAUCAUACUCCGUUACCUCACGCACAUUCCCAUCAUAAUCAAGCACAACUUAGUCCUGCAAUUCAAAAUACUGAUGGCUUUGGUGGAAUAAAUACGAAAGUAUCUGGAGCUAGUAAUUCGACGGCAGCGUCAUUACGACAACAGAUAUACAUGUCGGCUGCAGCAGCUGAUCAGAGUAUAAGCAGCUUUAGCUCGAACCCAUCAACACCUGUUAAUUCACCUCCACCAUUAACACAGUCUGGAGUUGGAGAUGGGACAGUUUCUGGAAACGCCGUAUGGAAUCAUAAUGUUUUAAAUGGUAGUGGCGCUUCAAAUUAUUCAAGCGAUAUGGUACCUGUAACUAGCUUACAUACCAUGGCAUCUGUUUUUCAAGGCGCUCGAAUGGAAGAGCGUUUGGAUGAUGCUCUCAAUGUUCUUCGGAAUCACUGCGAACCGGAACUGUUAACAAGUGUUAAUACUUCUCUAAAUUCAAUAGACAAUACAGAAACAUUAUCCUCCUUUGUGGCCAACUCACCUUCAUCCCAUCUAGUUGGCAGCGGUAGCUCUGCCGGAAAUGGCGCACUAGUACCUAAUUCAUCAAGUACCCUGACGCAUGAAGUUCUUUCAUUGAGUACGCCUGCAGCUAGUGCAAACACGAUUCAAACAAUUGGUGCUACUGGCUUAACAAAUAUAAAAAUGGAACGAAAUUCCACGGCGUCAAUAUCGGCAUCCUCAAAGCCAACUAAAAAACGAAAAGAACAAUUAGGAAUCAGUAAUAUCACACACACCGGGGUGUCAACAACUUCUAGUAUAUCGAAUCUGGAAAUGUCCGACACAAAGCCUACGAGCUCUAUUGAGUCUUCAAAUGCAACCCAGCUGCAGCAGCUGUCUCAAGGUACAAAAGGUUCAAAGAGACCUCGUAGAUAUUGUUCCUCAGCGGAUGAUGAUGAUGACGCGGAGCCAGCUGUCAAAGCUAUUCGGGAAAAAGAACGGCGUCAGGCAAACAAUGCUCGUGAACGCAUUCGUAUACGUGAUAUUAAUGAGGCUUUGAAAGAAUUAGGACGCAUGUGUAUGACACACCUAAAAUCUGACAAACCUCAAACUAAGCUGGGCAUUCUUAAUAUGGCAGUGGAAGUAAUUAUGACUUUAGAACAACAAGUUCGAGAACGAAAUUUAAACCCGAAAGCUGCAUGCUUGAAGCGUCGAGAGGAAGAAAAAGCGGAAGAUGGACCUAAAUUGAAUAUGCAACAUCAUAUGAUACAACAGCCAUCUGUUAGCGGAAAUACUUAUCAUCAUAGCCAGUCUUCACAGCUUGCUGUUCCUCCACCUACGCAGACUAUGAGCAACAUGAGUUUACCAGCUAAUCAGUCUAGUAAUGUUUUACCACCACAUUUACAACAGCAGCAACAAAUUGGACAACAUCCACAAUAGCAUGAUGUCAGCAAUGAUCUGAAAGCCUUAUCAUCUUCCAUAACAACUCAAUUAAUCCCAGAGACUUCAAAGUACUCAUCAGCCUUUGAGCUAGACCAACACCUGCUAAGCAAUUUUUUUAUGCGCUAUCAUGCGAGUCCGACCAUUUCUGAGACAAUGUCCCCUUUGCAACAUCCGUAGUAGGUUGUUUUGUCUAUGGGUCUUAAGCACAAGCACCUAUAUCAUUU